Diospyros lotus (date-plum) is the source of this 928-nucleotide messenger RNA. RefSeq names its product transcription elongation factor SPT4 homolog 2. Gene Ontology annotation, biological process: mRNA processing; regulation of transcription elongation by RNA polymerase II; chromatin organization. The coding region runs from base 381 to 734 and encodes 117 amino acids. Gene Ontology annotation, molecular function: zinc ion binding; RNA polymerase II complex binding. The transcript has 6 exons. Lineage: Eukaryota; Viridiplantae; Streptophyta; Magnoliopsida; Ericales; Ebenaceae. Gene Ontology annotation, cellular component: DSIF complex; nucleus. The record is from RefSeq and is a predicted model, not a curated record.
UUCCCCCUAGAUUCCACAUCAAUUGGAGCAGCCCUGGCGAAGGUUUGGAGCAGCUAGAGAGAGAGAAGGCCAUCGCCGCCGCCUCGCCGAGUGUCCGCUGCUGCCGACCGUCGCUGCAUCUUCCAUCUCCGCCGCCGCCUCGCAUCUCUCGCCUCUCUCGUCGUCGGCGCGUCGCCUUGCCUCUCUUGCCGCUCUGGCCGCCGCCUCGCCGACCGUCGCCGCCCGCCGCUGCAUAGUCCGCUCUCGCCGACCGCCGCUUCGCCUCUCUUACUCUAAGGAGGGUUAGCUUUCUGAAUUCCGACCUUCCCUUGCCAAGUUGCCGUGAAAGGGGUAAAGAGCGAGAGCAGCUGCGGAGCAAGUGGAGGGGACGACAAACAAAAAUGGGAAGUGCAGGGGCGGCACAGAUACCGACUAGCUUCGGCCAUGAGCUGAGGGCGUGCCUUCGUUGCAGGCUUGUCAAAACCUACGACCAGUUCAGGGAAUCGGGAUGUGAGAACUGCCCUUUCUUUAAGAUGGACGAAGAUCAUGAGCGUGUUGUUGAUUGCACCACUCCUAAUUUUACUGGAAUUAUCUCAGUUAUGGAUCCAAGCAGGAGUUGGGCUGCUCGAUGGCUCCGUAUUGGAAGAUUUGUCCCUGGUUGUUACACGCUGGCAGUCUCAGAGGCACUCCCAGAAGAUCUGCAGAAUCUCUGCGAAGAUGAACGAGUUCAAUAUGUUCCCCCGAAACGUGUAUGAUCGAAGAAUGGGAAUAUGGCUGAAACAUUAUAUAUAUAUAUAUAUAUAUUUUUUUUUUUUUUCUUUUUUGCUUUCAAAUCAAACUAUGUGGAGGCUUGGCUGCUUGAAUAUGUAUGGCAAAUGGCACUCGGCAGCAUCUAAAGCUUUCUCCAUGAAUCAAAGCCCGAGACUCCGUUUCAGUUUUCAGUUUUUUA